AUGAACGAGGAGUACGACGUGAUCGUGCUGGGCACCGGCCUGACGGAAUGUAUCCUGUCAGGUAUAAUGUCGGUGAAUGGGAAGAAAGUUCUUCACAUGGAUAGAAACCCAUAUUAUGGAGGAGAAAGUGCAUCUAUAACACCUCUGGAAGAUUUAUACAAAAGAUUUAAGAUACCAGGAGCACCACCAGCCUCGAUGGGAAGAGGGAGAGACUGGAACGUGGACCUGAUCCCUAAGUUCCUCAUGGCCAAUGGUCAGCUUGUGAAGAUGCUGCUUUAUACAGAGGUCACUCGUUAUCUGGAUUUCAAAGUGACUGAAGGGAGCUUUGUCUACAAGGGAGGAAAAAUCUACAAGGUUCCUUCCACUGAAGCAGAAGCCCUGGCAUCUAGCUUAAUGGGACUGUUUGAAAAACGUCGCUUCAGAAAAUUCCUAGUGUAUGUUGCCAACUUUGAUGAAAAAGAUCCCAGAACUUUUGAGGGCAUCGAUCCUAAGAAGACUGCCAUGCGAGAGGUGUACAAGAAAUUUGACUUGGGACAAGAUGUCAUAGACUUUACUGGCCAUGCCCUGGCACUUUACAGGACCGAUGACUAUUUAGAUCAGCCAUGUUGUGAAACCAUUAAUAGGAUUAAACUUUACAGCGAGUCUCUGGCAAGAUAUGGCAAAAGCCCGUACCUCUACCCACUGUAUGGCCUUGGGGAGCUGCCGCAGGGAUUUGCAAGGCUAAGUGCUAUUUAUGGUGGCACCUACAUGCUCAAUAAACCCAUUGAAGAAAUCAUUGUGCAAAAUGGCAAAGUAAUUGGUGUGAAAUCUGAAGGAGAGGUUGCUCGCUGCAAGCAGCUCAUCUGUGACCCCAGCUACGUCAAAGACCGGGUAGAGAAGGUGGGCCAGGUCAUCAGGGUUAUCUGCAUUCUCAGCCACCCCAUCAAGAACACCAAUGACGCCAACUCCUGCCAGAUCAUCAUCCCCCAGAACCAGGUCAAUCGGAAGUCAGACAUCUACGUGUGCAUGAUUUCCUCUGCACACAAUGUGGCCGCGCAAGGGAAGUACAUCGCCAUAGUGAGCACGACGGUGGAGACCAAGGAACCUGAGAAGGAAAUCAGACCAGCUUUGGAGCUUCUGGAACCAAUUGAACAGAAAUUCGUUAGCAUCAGCGACCUCCUUGUACCCAAAGACCUGGGGACGGAAAGCCAGAUCUUUAUUUCCCGCACGUACGAUGCUACAACUCACUUUGAGACCACCUGUGACGAUAUUAAAAACAUCUACAAGAGGAUGACCGGCUCCGAGUUUGACUUUGAGGAAAUGAAGCGCAAGAAGAACGACAUCUACGGGGAAGACUAG
This is a messenger RNA of Canis lupus familiaris (dog), 1338 nucleotides long. RefSeq names its product GDP dissociation inhibitor 2 (gene GDI2). The record is from RefSeq and is marked validated. Gene Ontology annotation, biological process: protein transport; vesicle-mediated transport; small GTPase-mediated signal transduction. Gene Ontology annotation, cellular component: cytoplasm. NCBI's taxonomy places the organism in Eukaryota, Metazoa, Chordata, Mammalia, Carnivora, Canidae. Gene Ontology annotation, molecular function: Rab GDP-dissociation inhibitor activity.